Molecule: messenger RNA, 1278 nt
Organism: Fonsecaea pedrosoi CBS 271.37
Lineage: Eukaryota; Fungi; Ascomycota; Eurotiomycetes; Chaetothyriales; Herpotrichiellaceae
Exons: 6
Coding region: 1-1278 (425 amino acids)
Molecular function (GO): catalytic activity
Source: RefSeq, a predicted model, not a curated record
AUGAUUCCUGUCACAGUUGCUGGGAGGCAACUGUCGCGGCUGGCCCCUAGAACGAAGCUUGUGCCUUGCAGAAAAAUUGCGUCGCUAUCCUCUGAGAAAAGCCUCCCCUUGCAGGGAAUUAAGGUCGUGGAUCUCACAAGAGUUCUGGCUGGAAUCACCAAAAUCGAGCACCCGGUCCGCGGCGACGACACGCGACAAUGGGGUCCACCUUACGCCCCUUACCUCGAUGGCCGGAGCGGACCUGGCGAAAGUGCAUAUUACCUCUCGGUGAAUCGCAACAAGAAGUCGGCGGGUGUCUCCUUUCAGCAUCCAGAAGGUGCAGAUAUCAUCCGAGAACUAGCACGAACCGCCGAUGUAUUUGUCGAGAACUUUCUACCUGGGACGCUGAAGAGAUAUGGACUGGACUUUGCGACUUUGGAAAAGACGAAUCCACGGCUGAUAUACGCGAGUAUAACUGGAUACGGUCAGUACGGCCCAUACCACGACCGGGCUGGAUAUGACGUGAUGGUGGAAGCAGAGAUGGGAUUGAUGCAUAUUACGGGGACGAGAGAUGGUCCGCCAGUCAAGGUUGGCUGCGCGGUCACAGAUCUGACCACGGGCAUGUACGCCUGCAACAGCAUUAUGGCGGCACUUCUCGAGAGGCACAACUCGAAUCGAGGACAACAUCUGGAUGUGUGUCUGAGCGACUGUCAGGUUGCUACAUUGUCGAACAUGGCCGAAUCUGUCUUGAUCUCGAAGAAGAGGGACAGUGGCAGAUGGGGCACUGCACAUCCUUCUGUCGUACCUUAUCGAGCAUUCAAGACGUCCGAUGGAGACGUUCUUUUCGGCGGCGGCAAUGACCGACUCUUCGGAAUUCUAUGUACAGGACUAGGGAGGCAGGAGUGGGCCAGUGAUGAGCGCUUUGCUACGAAUGCAGCACGGGUUGCAAAUCGGAGCGUCCUCGAACCGGCCAUUGAGGAGAUCACCCGGCAGAAAACGACGCAAGAGUGGCUCGACAUUUUCGACGGCACAGGCCUUCCGUAUGCCAAAGUCAACGACCUGAUGGACACGCUCAAUCACGAACACGUCCGGGCCCGCGAUAUGGUCGUCUCGGUGGACCACCCGAGCUGCGGUGUGAUAGACCUAGUCAACACGCCCAUCAAGUAUUCACGCUCUCGACCUUCGAUACGAUCGCCACCACCUCUACUUGGACAACAUACGGAUGAGAUUCUGAGGACAGCUCUGGGAUUGGCACCUGAAAAGAUCCGUGAUUUGAGAGCUAGUGGUGCAGUUGGCUGA